CAAGCACGCGUUUCCGGUGUUCGACAAAAUUUCGAUGAGUUGCUAAUGGAGGUGUUGAAAAUCCCGUGCGUGAGUGUUUUUUCCCCGCAUUUUAUCAGCAUUUUCUCCUAAGUAUCGUAAAAUCAGUGGUAUUCAUGUAAAAUUAAGAGCACGGUACAAUGCAGGCAACAUGGGGACAGUGGGGCGCGCAAGCCGCCACCACUGGUGUGGCUUCAAGUAUGGCUGGCUUCUCAAUGCCUCCACCGACUACAGCAGCCAGCACAGCAAGCACUGCCGCUACAGGGGCAGCAGCGACACAAGCUCUUGGUGCUUUCUCAAUGGGCUCAUAUCCAAUGUACAAUGCCCAAGCAGCUGCCCUUAACCCAGCCGCGAUGACAGCAGCAACGACUGGUGGUGCCGGAGUCGCUGCAGCAGCAGCAGGUUACACACCUCAGCAGUGGGCAAUGGCGCAACAACAAAACUGGCAGCAGUGGGAACAGUGGCAGCAACAAUAUGCCCAGUGGCAACAACAGUAUGGGGAGAAAUAUCAGGCUCACAUGAACGCUACAAUGGGUGUUGCGCCAACACCAGACGCAACCCCGAAACCACCAUUGCCAACAACUGCUCCCCAGCAGCCUCCUCCUCCAACUGCCGCAGCUCCAUCUCAACCAUCAACUCAGUAUGACUCAGGGAGUAACAAAGGAACCAGAUCUCAGGCUGAUGAAAGCCUUAAGCGGGGUUUUGAUGAUAAAGAUAGUAAAGACGAUGCAAAAAAAUUCAAGAGCGACAAGUCUGUAGAUGAUAAAGCUAAAAAGGGUGAAUCUCUUGAAGAGUUGGCGGAAGCCGAGAAAGCUUUUGACCAGCAGUUUAAAAAUUGGGAGAGUCAGUUCUUACGCUGGAAAGAACAGAACAUUAAUCAUCCUGAUAAAAACCAGUACAAAGAAUAUGAGGCGAAAUGGGAAAGUUGGCGGGAGCAACUGUUGGAUAGGCGCGAGCAGAUGAAGAAGCGUCGAGAAGCCAAAGAGGCGCAGAUCAAGAAGGAGGAAGAAGCAGCUCGCGAGGCAGCUGCCAAAGAAGCGAAGAAGAACGAAGCACCAGCGGUAUCAGCUGCAGCAACUAUGAUGAGCGGUAUGAACUCCGCUGCUGGGUCCAUGAAUCCGGCCAUGUUCCAAAUGAACGCCGCAAUGAAUCCUGCCGCGGCUAUGGCAGGCUUUGGUGCUUACGGUUUCCCUGGUUAUGGGGCCUUCCCAGGAAUGGCAGUGCCGCCCCCUAUGACUCAGCAAACCACUCAGGCAGCCAUGAAUCAGUUCCCAGGAAUGAAUGCUGCAGCCAUGAAUCCAGAAACCAAUACGGCUCCACUUGAUUUCUUAAAGUCUGGAAGCAAAGGUAUUCCUGGCUUAGACCUUGUUGGUCAAGAAGGAGACUCGGGGAACAGAAAUGAUCCAAGUAAAAACAGUCAAGAAAGGAACGACUACUCUGGCCGCGACAUGAACAAACCUUUAACUACCUCCGAUGACAAACCGUUCCAGUUUCCGCCUCCUGUUGGGCAGAUGCCCCCCUUCAUGCAAGGAGCCAAUCAGCAAGUUGGUAUGCCUCCAUCGUUCGCACCGAAUGUUGCUCCACCUGCAGCUGGAAUGUUCUCAGCACCACCGCCAGAUGGAUUCGGAAUGACCCCUGCUGCUGGUGCACCCAAUAUGUAUGGAAUGCCAAAUCCCAUGCAAAUGUACCCAGGAAUGCCCAAUGCAGGAUUUACAACUGCCCCACCAACUGCAGCCCCAUUCAAUCAAAAUAGUUCUCAAGGUCCGAAUGCCUUCGGCGGCGACAAAGCCAAACCGGGCGACUCAUCCAACCGAUUCGGUAGGGGGCAAGAUUCCCAGUCUGACAAUUUUCGAUCUCAGAAUAAUUACUUUGACUCGUCAGGUGGAAAAGAGAAAGGGCCUGGCGGCCUCCUCCAGAAACCAGCAGGAUUCGAUCAGCGCGGAGGAGGAAGGUUCAACCGGGACUUUCAAGAUUCUAGUCAAUACCCAGAUGACGAUAUGGAUGUACAAAGCAAUGGGUCUUUCAAUAGGUCUUACGAUGAUCAAGAAUAUCCUGAUUAUAAUAAAUUCAAAAGUGGGCCACCUGGGUUUGAUCCUAAGAAUAAGCCUCCUGGUUUCAUGGAUAGAUCAGGCCCUCGAGACACUGGGAACAAAGGCUUCAAUCAGCGAAAAAGCAGGUUUGACGAUCCCAUUACUGACCGAGAACCGUCGAAACCCUCUCUUGGAGGUAGUUUGAAUAAUGCCGGCAGCCUCCUCAGGCCAAGCUACUUAAUGGAUAAAAGAGACGCUCUUGAACGGAUACGAACCAGUGCCGGACUCCCACCUUUAAGCUCAAUCACUGAUGCUCCGUUCGGUCAAAGUUCAGCUAUGAAUGAUUUUAGAUCAAAAGGUCGAGGACAGUUCGAUAACUCAAGGACCAGAGAGCCUUUUGAAGAGCGAGGACAAUUUGAUGGACCGAAUAGCGGAGACCAAUUCAAUGAAAUGGAUGAUAGGUUUGAUGAGCCUCGGGGUCGUGGAAAGUUUGAUGAACCUAGGGGACGUGGCAGAUUUGAUGAGCCCAGAGGACGUGGCAGGUUCGAGGCAAGGGGACGUGGUCGUUUUGAUGGAUCUGAUAGAGGAUUCGAUAGCAGGAAUAAGUUUGAUACGGAGAACAAGUUUCCAGAUGAUGAUUUUGGACCUCCGAGACCCUUUAGAGAUGAAAAUUUGUCACCCGGCAAUAUACCUAAUAGUGAAAGACCGAAAUGGGGCCGACCCGAGCCUGCGCCUACUCCCGCACCAUCACGUUUUGAGCCAGCUCCAGUUCGCCCUCGUUUGGAAGUAGAAUUCCUGAGGCCUGCUAAAGUCAUAGAUUACAACCAUAAAAGACUUGAACCUGACUUCUUUGAACCAGUUACAAUCCAAGACUAUGGUCACGGUAUCGCUAACUACUCCAGCCGAUCCUCAGUUUACGAUAAAGGUAUUAGAAGGAGUGAAUAUGAAGAUAAAAUGCCUAGAUCAAGGCAUAGUCGAAGCCCUGUGAGAAGAAGCCCACCUCGUAGAAUGUCUCCUUCACGCCGCAGCCCUGGGCGAAGGUUUUCACCUAGUAGGAGUUCGCGCGAGAAUCCAUCUAGGAGUCCAAUUCGACGGAAAUCUCCCAGUACGGAUAGAGGUGGCAAGAAGUUUGAAGAAAAAGACUCUGAAAGAGAUUCAAAUAAAAACUCAGAACCUCAAACGGAUUCUUCCAAACAGCAAGGUGAAAGUAGCAGCGCUCCUUCAAGUGCGUCGACGGGUCCCAAGCAACAGUCUGUUUCUAUUAGUGAUUUACUAGAACCGCCUGGCAGAAAUAACAGACCAACAAAAAUAGUUAUAAUACUCAGGGGUCCACCUGGUUCUGGAAAAUCUUAUGUAGCAAAAUUAAUUAAGGACAAAGAAGUUGCAAUGGGUGGAACAGCACCACGGAUAUUGUCCUUGGAUGACUAUUUCCUUACAGAAGUUGAAAAGGAAGAAGUCGAUCCUGAUACAAAUAAGAAAGUCACUACAAAGAAAAUGGAGUACGUCUAUGAAGCUGGGAUGGAGAAAACGUAUCUGUUAUCACUAGUGAAGGCAUUCAGGAAAACAGUCACUGAAGGAUUCUUUAAUUUCAUCAUUGUUGAUAGUGUUUUUGAUAAAAUCGCACAAUAUGGUGAAAUCGUUGGUCAUAGCAAGACUAACGGUUUUAAACCUUACAUUUGCGAAAUGGACUUAGAUGUUGCUCAGUGCUUGAAACGGAAUAUUCACAACCGCUCUGAAGCUGAUAUUCAAGCCAUUGUCAACAAAUGGGAGAAGACCCCUAACGCUCAGGUGCCGCUGGAUAUUAGACCUCUCCUUCAAUCGGACAGUAUUACUGAGGUGAACAUGGAAGACAUAGAUGAUGACAGUCAAAACAAAAGCGAAGACAAAGCUGACACGGAGAAUGCCGAGAAGGCAAAAGACGAUGAGUCUCAAGAGGAUGAUAUACCGGCCAGUUUGUUUACAAGCAAGUGGGAGCUGAUGGAUUUCAAUGAUGAAAAGAAAGAUCAACUCGACGGUCUCCGAAAAAAGCGAGCCCCCGAAAACUCAAUCCGAGACUGGCUCCAAAACAACUCCCGCUCCGCAGAGGACGCCGUUUUCGACACAGAGAGGAGGGUAUCAACCACGGUUCCAGGGAAGAAGAGGGUUCGGUGGGCCGACAUGGAGGAGAGGCAUGCCGUGGCGAAGAUGAGGAACCUAGGAUUCGUUGUUGGGCAAACUGACUGGAAUCGCAUGAUGGACCCUGACCAAGCUGAUAACAAAUUGACACAAAUUAAAUAUUUUUAAUUUUACUUGACUACAUGUUUAACUAUUGAUUGUCUCACGUAAGUUUGCCACUCUUCCUCUCUCAUUGUGAGUUAUUGUUUUUGAAAUCGAAGUUAUCCUGCAAGUUUCAUGGAUCAUCAAGAAAAUAUUGUUUUUACAAGUUAAGAUUUUAAUUUUAAGCUUAGUGUAGGAAGCGUUUCUCUUUGUAAGUCACGCGUGAAUUCUCUUUUAUCACUGGCAACUCAGUUUAGGAUUGAUCGUCUGAUGUUGUAUAUAUUCAUUCCGAAGCGAUAGAAUGAAACGAAAAGGCAUGCGUUCUCGAAGAGUCAUAAUGCCAUUACUAUUGCGAAGUUUUUUUUUAUUUGUUUGUUGGAUGGCAAGUAAGAUAUUAUAAGGUAAGGUUAACUAUCUUAAUUUAUCAAAAUUAUGAAACUGUAAAAUUUUUGUACUUUAGACAAAUAAAUAUUUAAAAAAAUU
Molecule: messenger RNA, 4787 nt
Organism: Bemisia tabaci
Lineage: Eukaryota; Metazoa; Arthropoda; Insecta; Hemiptera; Aleyrodidae
Biological process (GO): regulation of telomere maintenance
Cellular component (GO): nucleus
Source: RefSeq, a predicted model, not a curated record